AUGGACCCAAUCGAAGCUGGAGCUCCCCGAUCUCCUUCGGACAACAUCGCCUCAAUCCCGUCGGCAACUCCGCGACGGCAUCUGAAGAGGAAUUCGGCAGCAUGCGAACGCUGCCGAAGGCGGAAGCAAAAGUGUGAUGGGAGAUUGCCGUCUUGCGGACCCUGUCUCUUGGUCCAAGCUAGAUGCAUCCCCUCCGAUAGACUAGUCAUCCGCCCGGAUCCUAAUUGUCAAUGUGAAGCGCUGAAGCAAAAGGUGCAGGACCUUGAGGGUCAGUUGGAGGCAUUGCGCGCCGAGAGAAGCAAUGAAUCCCGCGGCUGCCUGGAACCAUCUCAAGACUUUCCCCAAGAGUGCGGCUCGUCUGUCGUCGACCAUGACGAUCAUGUGUACCGCGGUCGCAUACUUCGUCCUACCUUCUCAGGCUCGAUCUUGGAACCCGCCUUGCGAGGCAGCCCCUGGCAGCUCUGGGCCGCCGACCAAGACAGUCAAUCGUCCCCCACCCCGGUGGACCUCAUCGGCGGUCUUCCUGCUGUCCAGUCUGAAGGUCUAGUCGAGAUAUUCUUUACAAAUCGAUGGCCGCAGCUACCAGUUCUUCACAAGCCAAGUUUUAUCGAAAAUGAUUUCCUUCCCCUGACAAAAGGCGAGCCGGGCCGUCCACUGUCACCUUUCCGAGUCUACAUGGUGCUUGCGAUAGCAAGUGCCGAGACAAGCAACUUCAGGGGAGCACAGCAGCAGCAUAAUUCGCACAAUAGUUUCUUCCAGACAGCCAUCAGGGACCUUGAUUUGGUGUUGGGAGCUGAUGACCUGGAUUGCAUCCAGUGCUUGCUCCUCCUCUGUCUUUAUGGAGCAAAUGAACCCCAGUCAGUCAAUAUGUGGUAUACGCUUGGGCUGGCCCUUCGCAUUGGGCUGGGAAUCGACCUUCAUCGGGAGGAAAGCUCAAAUGCCAGCCAGAGUCUGCUAUCCCAGCAAAUGGCUCGGCGUCUCUUCUGGUGCAUCUACACUAUGGAUCGAAGCAUGUCUAUAGCAAUGGGUAGACCUCUGAGCAUCAACGACUCGGAUAUCACUGUGCCUUUCCCACUGCAGCUUACCGAUGAGCAACUCUGUCACCCGGAGGCGGCCCCCAACAUGGUGCAAGAUCCUAGAGACAUGUCGACCUUCUUGCAUGUCAUCAAGCUCCGACAGAUCAAUGCUGCCAUCUAUGUUUCGCUGCAUGCAGCGUCGGGCAACACCACCAAAGAUUACGACAGUCUAGAUGCCGUCCGACAGGCUCAUUACACCAGUCUCAACACAUGGCUGGUAACAGCACCGCGCUACGGACCAGAGACUUUUGCGAGGCGUGUCGAAUGGGCGUUCUGUUGGUGA
Molecule: messenger RNA, 1359 nt
Organism: Fusarium keratoplasticum
Lineage: Eukaryota; Fungi; Ascomycota; Sordariomycetes; Hypocreales; Nectriaceae
Exons: 3
Coding region: 1-1359 (452 amino acids)
Biological process (GO): DNA-templated transcription; positive regulation of transcription by RNA polymerase II
Molecular function (GO): zinc ion binding; DNA-binding transcription factor activity, RNA polymerase II-specific; sequence-specific DNA binding
Source: RefSeq, a predicted model, not a curated record